AAUCAAGCCUUCGGCCAGUGGAGGAAUGGGAAACUUCCGACAAGACGACGAAGACGAACUCUCACUGUGAGAGUCUUCGCUUCGAUUUGCUUCGUCGAGAAGGCUUUUAUUGUCAUUUCAGAUCUCUCUCUCUCUCCGUGGCUUCGAUUUCAGAUUCUCUCGUUGGCACUUGGCGUUGCAGAGAGAAACACUUGUGCAAUUCUUAUUGGGCCUCGCUUUUUUAGCGGGAAAAUUUCAAGCUCUUCCUCACCUAAUCACUGACCUUGACCUAAUCUCUGUUUUUUCUGAAGACUCUGAUAGAGAUAGAGAGAAAGAGAGGGCGAGAGAGAGAGAGAGAUGGGGGCGUCGGACAAUGUGAAGGGGCUGAUACUGGCGGUGGCGUCGAGCGUCUUCAUCGGCACCAGCUUCAUCUUGAAGAAAAAGGGCCUCAAGCGCGCCGGUGCCGCUGGUACUCGUGCAGGAGUUGGAGGUUACACUUAUUUAGUAGAGCCACUUUGGUGGGCAGGCAUGGUGACAAUGAUUGUUGGAGAGGUUGCAAACUUUGUGGCUUAUGUCUAUGCUCCAGCAGUUCUAGUAACCCCACUUGGGGCACUGAGUAUAAUUAUCAGUGCUGUUUUGGCUCAUUUCUUGUUGAAGGAACGUCUGCAGAGAAUGGGUAUUGUAGGAUGUAUAUCCUGCAUUGUGGGAUCAGUUGUAAUUGUAAUCCAUGCACCUCAGGAGCAUACUCCAACUUCUGUAGAAGAAAUCUGGAAUCUGGCAACACAACCAGCGUUUCUAAUAUAUGUUGCAGCUACACUUUCAAUAGUGCUGGCCUUGAUUUUGCAUUUUGAAUCUCGCUAUGGGCAAACAAACAUGCUGAUCUACUUGGGAAUUUGUUCUUUGAUGGGUUCACUUACGGUUGUAAGCAUAAAGGCCAUUGGAAUUGCAAUUAAACUUACGCUGGAGGGUGUAAGCCAAAUAGCUUAUCCUCAGACUUGGUUUUUCUUCACUGUUGCAGUGAUCUGCGUCAUUACGCAGCUAAAUUACCUGAACAAGGCAUUGGAUACAUUCAGUGCAACAAUUGUUUCUCCAGUAUAUUAUGUUAUGUUCACAACUCUGACUAUCAUCGCUAGUGCCAUAAUGUUCAAGGAUUGGUCAGGUCAGACUGUCAGCAGCAUAGCUUCUGAGAUAUGUGGAUUCAUCACUGUGCUUUCAGGAACAAUCAUACUUCAUGCAACCAGAGAACAGGAACCACCUCCUACACAAGGGACUGUAACAUGGUACGUCAGUGGGGAUUCAGUGAAAGGUUUUGAAGAAGAACAUCUGAUCACCAUACACAAUUCAGAUGGUCUUGAACAAUGAGUUUGUUUGUUUUUUUUUUCUUCUUUCUUUCAAACAAGAGAACAUGAUUCCCCAGCAAUGAAGGAACCCGCGGCUGCUGUUAAGAGUAGUAGAGUUGGAAGCUCCUUGUUUUCUCUGGACAUACUUCGGGUAUCAAUGGUCCAGCUGAAACAUCCGCUUCCGUUCUUCACAAGCCAGGAGACAAGAUCCUCCGAUCACCAGAAUCUUCGCAUGAUGGACUAUUCUCUACUCAGAUGGGGGUUACAGAGCUGUAUCAGAGGCAGUGGAGAUGCCUAACGUGAGAUCGUGGCAGGCUUCAUGAUCUUUUUUGGCUGUACAAAUUUGUGUUUUUAUUUUUUCCCCAUUAAAUAAAUUGAAGUUAGGGGUUUGUAUCAUUCCAUUCUUUUCUUCUUUUGAGUUUGUUUAAUCGAGGAUUUUUUUUUUUUUUUUUUUUUUUAUAGCUGUUAUAUUGUCAGUAUAAUCACACAAUUAAAGGAUCCAACACAUGCUUGAUGAGUUGUAAAAACC
Molecule: messenger RNA, 1848 nt
Organism: Corylus avellana
Lineage: Eukaryota; Viridiplantae; Streptophyta; Magnoliopsida; Fagales; Betulaceae
Product: magnesium transporter, putative (DUF803)
Biological process (GO): magnesium ion transport
Cellular component (GO): membrane
Molecular function (GO): magnesium ion transmembrane transporter activity
Source: RefSeq, a predicted model, not a curated record